Molecule: messenger RNA, 924 nt
Organism: Clavispora lusitaniae ATCC 42720
Lineage: Eukaryota; Fungi; Ascomycota; Pichiomycetes; Serinales; Metschnikowiaceae
Source: RefSeq, a predicted model, not a curated record
AUGAAGCAAAUUCGAAAUGUAGUAGAAAGAAGUGAAGUUGGGAGCUGUGAUACCGAAGCUCCAACUUUUUACCGUGUUUUUAUUGUUUCAAGAUCAUUAGGUCCUACUAUGAAAGCCUUCUCGUCUGAGUCUAAUUUCAAGAUGUACAAAGAUUUCAAACAUAUUUCAAAAUAUCAUCCAUGCUUCAAUAGAGCAAAAGAAUUGCAAGAUAAAUUUAAAGGAUAUCCAAUUUUAUAUCUGAAACGUAAUUUGAAUGUUAAGCUCGGUUUCAGUGAAGAGAGGAUCAUGACGAUAUAUCAUUGCUUGCCUUCCGGUGAGAAUGGUGACCGGCUUUACAACAAAUCCGACAAUAAACAAUUAGUCGAAGUCUACAGGAAAGACUACAUAAGUUAUGCUAGGUAUAGGUUGAAAUUUGAAUCAACCGAGGUAAUCUUGGUCAUACACCGCAGGCUUCCUAUUGCAGAUUUCAAUGUUGGUGAAGCACGCUACCGAUUUCUACGUCAGCAAUCCUUCUUUGAACGCACCGGGUAUUUUGGUAGCGACUUGUAUAUGAUCGGUAGAAACCAGAUAAGUCUUGUUGAUGAUUUAGUGGAUGGGUAUAAAAUUAACCCAAAAAACAAGCUUGUGGGUAAUGCAAUAAUUAACUGUAUUGUGCCUCCGAUCUUAACCUCUGCCAGGAACCUCUCUACACCCUACAAGCUUGGCAGAUUGACGAACAACCACUGGUUGACAUUCGGUAUUGAUCAUAAAUUUUUCUCACUAUCUCUUCUUUCUGAUAGCAAUCUCGACAGCGAUGCCAACAACACAGUCACAUUUGAAGCUCUUGCAAUACUUUGUGUCUCAAUGGUGCUUCCUAUGUAUGAUCAUGAAGAUAGCAUACAUCGCAGAAGAAGAGAUCGGAAUAAGAGGCACAAUUUCCCUUAG